GCGAAGGAGAGAGAGAGAGAGACGGAGAAGAGUUAGUGAAGCUGGGUCGCCCGUAAAGCCAGGACGAGACCUCAGAGAGCACCACGAGCGUAUUUUUUUUUGUAUUUCUCGCCACAACUCGGCGGCCUACCGACUCCCCCCCCUCCCCUUCCCUCUGUUUUUACCUCCGGUCCGUUCACAUCGCCUGGAUUUCAUCAUCCGACCUGCAAGAUGGGAAAUGAAGCCAGUUACCCUCUGGAGAUGUGCUCGCAUUUCGAUGCUGAUGAGAUUAAGAGGCUAGGGAAGAGGUUUAAGAAACUCGACCUAGAUAACUCUGGCUCGCUCAGCGUGGAAGAGUUCAUGUCGCUGCCGGAGCUCCAACAGAACCCGCUGGUGCAGAGGGUUAUCGACAUAUUUGACACGGACGGGAACGGAGAGGUGGACUUUAAAGAAUUCAUCGAGGGAGUCUCACAGUUUAGCGUCAAGGGGGACAAGGAACAGAAGCUUCGAUUUGCUUUCAGGAUCUACGACAUGGACAAGGACGGCUACAUCUCCAACGGCGAGCUCUUCCAGGUGCUGAAGAUGAUGGUAGGAAACAACCUGAAGGACACACAGCUCCAGCAGAUCGUGGACAAGACCAUUAUCAACGCAGACAAGGACGGAGACGGCAGGAUAUCCUUCGAAGAGUUCUGCGCAGUGGUCGGUGGUCUCGAUAUACACAAAAAGAUGGUGGUGGACGUGUGAGCGCUCUUCCGCUCGCAGACUCCACCCUUUUCCUCCUCAACACUCGCUUUCUCCACCAUCUCUGAAGAUCUGCUCAAGACGUCCGGCAAAACGCUCUCUGUGUAACUCAAUGGAAGUAUUCUCUCUCUCUCUCUCUCUCUUCAUCUCUCUUUCUCUCUCUCUCUCUCUCUGUGAAGCCACUUAUUCUUUCAAAAAACCACGGGCCUCGUGAAGCCAACUUUGAAGUGUUAUUGAACUGUAAAUUCUCUCACUAACCCGGUCAUAGCACUUUAAGAGACUGAAGGACAUCUGUUUGUCAUUUGCAAGAGCAUCUCCGAUUUUGGAUGAGGGGGGAGAAAGGGGGCGCAGUGAAGAGGCUGGUUGGCUUGUCCAUAUUUCAUCCUUUUUUUUUUUUUUUUUUUGUUAAUUGUUAUUUUUGAUAUUUAUUUUUUGUUCUUGUCUUUUAUAAAGAAGAAAAAAAUACAAGUAUAUCUAUGGUUGUCUCGUGAGGGGAAGUGUGUAGUAUUUCAACACUUGACUUACAGUACAACAUGAACGUAGGGUAUGAAGUGCCAACCAGAACAUAUCCAGAAACCAGUCCAAGUUAUUACCCAUCACCGCCGCUGUCAGUCGUGCCGGACAAACUGGCUCGCGACACUUCCAACUGCGAGUCGUAGUAGGUGCAAAACUAAAUUUCAGAUUUUCUGACUUUUUAUCCUCCGUUUUAGCAGUUUGGAUUAGACCAGAAAAGCUUCCAGUCACUCUUAGCAAAGCAGUUCAUGUUUUUCUUUUGUGAUAAGAUCGCUAGUUUUAUUCCUACUGAAGAAUGUGUUUAUAUUGUUGGAGAUUACUCUUGUUUCCUGUCAUGAAAUUAUAGGUAGACGAAUUAAUGCCAAGAAAAUGUCUUUCCAAAAUAAUUUGUGGCUGCAAACUGAUCCAUGGUUUACUCUUGGUGAGGCAUUUCGCGUCUAACGGCGUGCAUCCUUCAGACAAUCUGCAAUGCAAAGAACAGCUCUGCGCUCACACUCACGAAUAGACUGAAUCCAUUAGACUUUCAUUUAAUGUUAAGAACCAAGGCUGGACGGGCUUGGCAAAGAACUGAGAGUAAUAGUUUGAGAGUGAAUUAUGAUGAGAUUAUACAGUUUGUGUGAGUGUAUAGCAAUUUAAGAGACUUAUCUGCAGGCAGCGUUUUGUUUUUUUAAACCAAUAUGUGUAUAUUAGGUAAUCAAUGUGUGCUCAUCUUCUUUAACAGCAAGAGGAGAAGGCUUUGCUUUCCAUGAGCCCUUCUGAAUACUUACCUUCAGUACAGCACAGGACGGGUCAGACUUUGCUUUAACACAACAUGAACACUUAAAAUCUUAACACGUUGGCAUGAUCAGUGUGAAAUGGGAUAGACUGCAUACUGUAGGGUUUUUUUUUUCUUUUUGGAAAGUGUACAUUUCAAAAGUUGGCUUCUUCUCCCACUUCUUUUUUUUUCUGUCACAAUCACCUCAUUUUCUCCCCCCUCCAACCCACUAAUUCGAACAGGGAGAAAAACAUCGAUUCAAUCAGAUGUUAAUUUGGAAGGGAAAAUUGCUUCCGACUAUAAACCGCACCAGGAUAGCUUUUUGUUUUGCUUUGGAGGCCGACUGCUGGUUUGAACAGGAGUUUUCAGUCAGAGAUGUGAAUCUGGAGUGCUCUGUCGUCCUUUAUCCCAAAGCUCUGCACGGCUUGGGCCUCCCUGUGCUUGCAUGACAUGGAAAUAUAUUUUUUGUUGUGCAUGUAGAUCAUUUUUUUGAAAUAAUCCUCUUGUUUACACAUGGAUGGUGAUGUUAAUAUAUUUAAGAAUUUAAUGGUAUACAAUAUGGAUGUUGCCAAACUUUGGUAAAUGUACACAUAUUAUGAGAGGUAAUCCAAAUGAACUGAACUACAUGUAACUUUUUGUAUUUUACCCGGGUCAGCGAGAUGCUUCUAUUCCAGUAAAAGUUGCAUAUCUGAUCCUGUCUCAAACUGCCACACACUGUACUCAGCUUAAAGGGGAAAAUUUGAUGUUUUGUUUUUUUUUCUUUCUUUUGUAUAUAAGUAUUUGUUAAAUGCAGUUUUGGCUCUCUGUUCUCUGUAUAGUUCAGACCGCGCUUUAGUUUGUAAGUGCUACUUUUUCUCUGAGGGAUUUGGGUUCUUUUUAGUUCGUGUGGGGAUAUGAGAAGAUUUAAGUUUGAGAACCUUUUUUUUUUUCCUUUUUUCUGCAUGCUGCAUCUUAUGCUGUGGGACUGUUGGAAACUUGAUACUGUAUGAAAAUUAAAUAAAAUUUAAAUAAACUUUGAAAUGUUGAAAGUAA
Molecule: messenger RNA, 3019 nt
Organism: Chelmon rostratus (copperband butterflyfish)
Lineage: Eukaryota; Metazoa; Chordata; Actinopteri; Chaetodontiformes; Chaetodontidae
Product: calcineurin subunit B type 1
Exons: 6
Coding region: 211-723 (170 amino acids)
Molecular function (GO): calcium ion binding; calcium-dependent protein serine/threonine phosphatase regulator activity
Source: RefSeq, a predicted model, not a curated record